AUGGAUUCAAAGAAGAAGCAAGUCUCCUUGGAGCUACUUCCAUGGUUAGUUGUUCACAGCGACGGAACGAUAGAGAGAUUAGCGGGAAACGGGGUUUGUCCUCCCGGUUUAGAUCCAGAAACCAAGGUUUUGUCCAAAGAUAUCAUCAUUGAUCCCAAAACCGGCCUAUCUGCAAGAAUCUACCGACCCGACACGAUUCAACCCGACCAAAAGCUUCCUCUCGUGCUCUAUUUCCAUGGCGGUGGAUUUCUCAUCUCCUCGGCUUCCUUUCCUAAUUACCACACCAGCCUUAACAAACUCGUCGCUCAGGCUAACAUCAUCGCUGUCUCUGUUGAUUACAGACUAGCACCAGAACAUCCACUACCUAUUGCUUACGAAGAUUCAUGGAACGCGUUACAAGGGAUCCAAGCCGGGAACGAGCCCUGGAUCAACGACUACGCCGACUUGGACCGUUUCUUCCUAGCCGGAGACAGCGCGGGAGCUAACAUCUCGCACCAUCUCGCUUUCCGAGCUAAACAGUCUGAUCCUGUUACGGGUCGGACCGUGAAGAUCAAAGGGAUUGGAAUGAUCCACCCGUAUUUUUGGGGAACGGAACCCAUCGGUUCAGAGGUGACGGAGGAAGUGAGAAAACAAAUGGUGGAUGGAUGGUGGAAAUUCGUGUGUCCGUCGGAUAAAGGGUCCGAUGACCCGUGGAUCAACCCGUUUACAGACGGUUCGCCGGAGAUUGACGGGCUGGAGUGUGAGGGAGUGAUGAUUAUCGUGGCGGAGAAAGAUAUACUGAGAGAGAGAGGGAAGAUGUAUUAUGAGAGAUUGGUGAAGAGCAAGUGGAGAGGCAAAGCAGAGAUAAUGGAGACAAAAGGGAAAGAUCAUGUCUUUCAUAUUUUCGAGCCUGAUUGUGAUGAAGCUAUGGAGAUACUACGACGCUUAGCUUUGUUCAUCAACCAAGUUGAAACUUGA
Molecule: messenger RNA, 957 nt
Organism: Arabis nemorensis
Lineage: Eukaryota; Viridiplantae; Streptophyta; Magnoliopsida; Brassicales; Brassicaceae
Source: the annotation of a GenBank genome assembly